Molecule: messenger RNA, 834 nt
Organism: Racocetra persica
Lineage: Eukaryota; Fungi; Glomeromycota; Glomeromycetes; Diversisporales; Gigasporaceae
Source: the annotation of a GenBank genome assembly
UUGGUGAAAGUGACCUCCUUAAUGCUUCAACAAAUGGAUGUGAUAUGCUGAUUGAUGGUCGUGCUCCAAGAUGUGGAGAAAUAAUGCGAAUGCCUAAUUUGGCAAGAACGUUUCGAGAAUUGGCGGAAAAAGGAAAAGAUGGAUUCUAUAAAGGUCGAAUUGCUCAAGCCAUUGUUGAGACUGUACAGUCUAAAGGAGGAGUUAUGUCUUUAGAUGAUUUGGCCUCUCACACUUCUACCCGCGUAGAUCCUAUUAGCAUUAAUUAUAAAGAUGUAACCAUAUGGGAAUGUCCGCCCAAUGGACAGGGUAUCACGGCUCUUAUCGCUCUUGGUAUAAUAAAGUCACUUCAAGAAAGUGGUAAAAUAAGAGAUCUUAGCGAAAUGACGCAUAAUUCAGCAGAAUAUUUACAUGUCGUGAUUGAAAGUUUACGAUUGGCAUUUGCGGACUCUACAUAUUAUGUGGCAGAUCCUGACUUUUAUGAUAUGUCGAAACAACUCUUAUCAAAGGACUAUCUUUCGAAACGUGCACAACCUUUUGAUCCUAUAAAAGCGAAUGUUAAUAUUAAUAAAGGGUCACCUGUAAACUCAAGUGACACUGUUUACUUUACCGUGGUUGAUGAAGAAGGAAAUGCGUGUAGCUUUAUUAAUUCGAACUACCAUGGAUUUGGAACUGCGGUAAUUCCAAAUGGUUGUGGCUUCACACUUCAUGCUCGUGGGAAUGGAUUUGUUUUAGAAAAAGGACAUCCUAAUUGUCUUGAACCAUGUAAAAGACCCUAUCAUACUAUUAUACCAGCAAUUGCUACUAGAGGUGAUGAAUUAUGGUUAUCUUUUGGCG